Dacryopinax primogenitus is the source of this 2016-nucleotide messenger RNA. RefSeq names its product glucose-inhibited division protein A subfamily. The record is from RefSeq and is a predicted model, not a curated record. Gene Ontology annotation, cellular component: cytosol. The transcript has 9 exons. Gene Ontology annotation, molecular function: flavin adenine dinucleotide binding. Bases 1 to 2016 code for a protein of 671 amino acids. NCBI's taxonomy places the organism in Eukaryota, Fungi, Basidiomycota, Dacrymycetes, Dacrymycetales, Dacrymycetaceae. Gene Ontology annotation, biological process: tRNA wobble uridine modification; tRNA methylation.
AUGCACAGAGCACUCCGAACUAGGGCUUUCGCAACACACGCCUCGUCCUCCUCCCUCUCUUCAACUCCCAAAGCAUUUGAUGUCAUAGUGAUCGGCGCCGGUCAUGCGGGGUGCGAAGCCGCGACUGCAUCUGCCCGCUCUGGUGCGCGGACGGCACUCCUAACCCAGUCGCUCAAGGACAUUGGUAACCUAUCGUGCAAUCCCUCCAUUGGCGGCGUAGGGAAGGGUACCCUAGUCCGAGAGGUCGACGCGAUGGGCGGGGUAUGCGCAAGCGUUGCCGACAAAGCUGGCGUGCAGUUCGUCACUCUUAAUAGAAGUAAAGGGGCAGCUGUUUGGGGUCCGAGGGCACAGUUAAGCCGGACGCUGUAUAAGAAGCAUAUGCAAGAGCUGCUGGGGAACUACCCGAACCUCACUUUGGUGGAAGGAGAAGUACAUUCCCUACUUCUCUCCCCCGGAGAUCCCUCCGCUCCUGGAAGGUGGGGAAGUGUCCAGGGUGUUAGGCUCAAUUCGGGCGACACCCUUUCUUCCUCCUCUAUCACAAUCUGCACCGGUACCUUCCUACAAGCGACCGUAAACGUGGGUAUGACAAGCACACCCCUCCCGCGACGAUCCACGCUUUCCUCUUCCCUUACCCAAGUGGGGCUCAAGUUGGGGCGACUGAAGACGGGAACGCCCCCGCGGUUGGACGGGAAGACGGUGAGUUUCGAGGGGAUGGUCGUCCAGGAGGGAGAGAGGGGGUGGAAGGGCUUUAGUUAUAUGUCGACGGGGGUAGCGAACGAAGAAAACCAAAUGUCAUGUUAUCUCACCCACACCAAUCCACGAACGCACGAAAUAGUCCGUUCAAACCUGCACAAGACCCACCAUAUAAAGGAGACAAUCAACGGACCGAGGUAUUGCCCGAGCUUGGAGGCGAAGGUUACGAGGUUUUCGGAGAAGGAGAAACAUAUUGUGUGGCUCGAGCCGGAGGGGUACGAUUCUGAGGUCAUCUACCCCAACGGGCUGAGCACUACGAUCCCUCCCGAAGCGCAGCUGGAGAUGUUACGCACUAUCCGGGGUUUGGAACGGGUAGAGAUACUACAGAAUGGAUGGGGGAUCGAGUACGAUUUCGUAGAUCCGCGAGAGCUGGAACGCACGCUGGAGACGAAGAAAGUACGCGGGCUGUUCCUCGCAGGACAAAUAAACGGCACAACAGGAUACGAAGAAGCCGCUUGUCAAGGCGUGAUUGCCGGUGCCAACGCAGGGCUCCAAGCGCAGGGAAGGGAGGAGCGCUUGGUGUUGAGCCGAGCGGACGGGCUUACAGGAGUGUUGAUAGAUGAUCUGGUCGAGAAGGGCGCGGAGGAACCUUACCGGAUGUUCACCGCUCGCUCGGAAUACCGCCUCACCCUUCGGUCGGAGAAUGCUGACACGCGCCUGACCCCUCUCGCCCACGCAGCAGGCAUCAUCCCCCCUUCCCGCUGGUCAACCUUCCGCUCCACCCAAUCCGAGCUCUCAUCCGCCAAAACGGCAAUGCAGGCUCUCCUCCUAACACCACACGAAUGGGCCCAGCAGGGUUUCACCCUCCAGCGCGAUGGGAUCCGGCGCAGUGCGUGGGAUUUGUUGCGGCACACGGACGUCAGCGUGCGGGAUCUGAUGCCCUUCGUACCCCUGUUGAAGGAUCUCGAGCCCCACCUCCUCCAGCGGUUGGAUAUAGAAGGCACGUACUCGACCUACCUCUCCCGUCAAGCGGCAGACGUGCUCUCCUACCUCUCUGAGGAUGGGCUCUCACUCCCCGAAAGACUGGACUAUGGGACUGUCCCCGGGCUCAGUACGGAGAUCAGGCUAAGGCUGGGGAAGGUCCGCCCAGGGAGUAUUGGUGCGGUUAAGAGGAUGGAGGGGAUGACUCCCGCCGGAGUGCUGGGGUUGGUGAGGUAUUUGAGAGAGGGGAGGGCAAGCGACCACUCGGGCAUUGGUGCUGUUUUCGGAGAGGCAGUGGAGAAAACGGAUGUUAUCGUGUGGAUUAUCCGAGUAUCAUACUGA